Dothidotthia symphoricarpi CBS 119687 is the source of this 2010-nucleotide messenger RNA. Its product is annotated as MFS general substrate transporter. Gene Ontology annotation, biological process: transmembrane transport. Gene Ontology annotation, molecular function: transmembrane transporter activity. The transcript has 4 exons. Gene Ontology annotation, cellular component: membrane. Bases 189 to 1805 code for a protein of 538 amino acids. The record is from RefSeq and is a predicted model, not a curated record. NCBI's taxonomy places the organism in Eukaryota, Fungi, Ascomycota, Dothideomycetes, Pleosporales, Dothidotthiaceae.
AACAUGAUCUUCAAUUGCGAGCUUGCUCCAUCUCGGCAGACCUUUCCUACAUUCGGAUCUGCUAUGGUCGGAUAAAGAAAUAUCCGACAUGGUAUGCUGCAUACCGUCGGCAAAUCGCCGCGCCACAUAGCAAAGUGUGCUGGUGGUGACUGCUUCGAGUUUUGUUCUCCUUCUCGACGUAAUUAGCAAUGUCGAAAAGCGAUGGAAACGUUCUUGAGUCAGAGAAGGCGAUCCAGGACUCGGAACGAGCGGUGGUUGCGCAUCAGGCUUACGACGAGAAAGAUGAAGAACUGGCGGCGGUGAGGACCGCGGAUUCUGUGCGCGAGCUGCCGUUUUCGAAGGCGCGGUGCGUGGCUCUAGUAGCAACGAUUGCUGCUGCGCCUUUCCUGAGUACAAUGGCUGUGCAAGCCACCGUCAUCAUAUUGCCUACCAUAGGUGAAGCCCUGGACAUACCGACCAGUCGGCAACAAUGGAUUGUCUCAGCGUUCAGUCUCACAUUUGGAUGUUUCCUCCUUCUAUGGGGCCGUUUGGCAGAUGUAUACGGCAGACGCCUUAUUUUCCUAUGGGGAUCUGUAGCCUUUACUAUCACCUCAAUCAUACCACCCUUCAUCAGCAACGAAAUUGGGUUUAAUGUUUUCAGAGGUCUGCAGGGUCUUGCCGCAGCGGCUAUGGCCCCAACUGCAUUGGGCAUCCUGGGAGUUACUUUUCCGCCGGGCAAAAUGAAAGACAUUGCAUUUGGAUGUUAUGGGGCAGGAGCACCUUUAGGCGGGAUCUUCGGUAACAUAUUCGGCGGCGUUGUCGCAGAAUAUCUUAACUGGAAAUGGGUCUUUUGGAUCUUCGGCAUGGUUUCCGCCAUGUGUACUGUCGCAAGUUACUUCGUCAUCCCUCUCCCACCGAUUCAAGACGAGCCAGUCAUGCGAAACACGGUGGAUUGGAUAGGCGGAACGCUCAUCACAGUCAGUCUCAUCAUCCUACUCUUUGCACUUUCCGAAGGCAACGUCGUGGGUUGGAGGACACCAUGGGUGCCUACACUCAUCAUCGUCUCUCUCCUCAUGGUGGUUGCAUUCGGCUUUUGGCAGCACUACCUCGAGACCAAAACGCAGAGACGCCCGCUCAUGAAACUGUCGAUAUUCAAAAAUAGAAAGUUCACAGCUGCUAAUGUGGUAAUGGCGUUGUUUUUCUCGUCAUUCAACAACUAUAUCAUCUUCGCGACCUACUGGUUCCAGGACUUUCAGGGCCUCUCAGUCAUCCAGACAACGCUUCGAUUCAUUCCAAACGGAGUUACUGGAGUUCUUGUGGCUUUGAUCACAGGUCAGAUACUCUCUCGCGUCCGCGGCGACGUCAUCCUUGCGUUCAGUAACAUCUGCGUCAGCAUGUCUUCUUUGCUUUUCGCCAUUCCAAUCCCAACUCACACCACAUACUGGGCGUAUGGGUUUCCUGCCAUGGUAUUAUCAGUCUGCGGUGCCGAUACAAUAUUCCCGACACUCACGCUCUUCGUGGCCAAAACGCUGCCGCACGAGGAUGCGUCUCUCGGAGGCGCCUUGAUCUCUGCGGUAGGCCAGAUUGGGCGUGCUAUUGGGCUUGCCAUUGCAACAGCAGUGCAGACUGCGAUUAUUGCAAAGAAAGAGGGUGUCGGCGUUGAGGAGGUCGGUAGUAAUGGUCACGUAUUGGGGCACUGGGACGAUGCGCUUAAGAUCGGUAUUAGAGGAACGGCUUGGUUCAACUUUGGUAUGAGUCUUGCCUCGUUGGGCGUUGUGUUGGUAUUUAUUAGAGGUAUUGGCAUCAUUGGAGGAGGGAAGCGUUGAAAGGCCAUUCGAACGCUCUGCGGCUAGGGACACCGCAGCAAUCAUUCCAAAAGCCCGUGUCUUCCAACUGGGCUUCAUGCAACAUUCCAAAUAGAUAUCACACGUGGUUUACGAUCAGUGAAAGCCAUCGAAUCGGGAAACAAGUUAUCUACCAAAAUUGCCCUUUGAAGUUUUGUCCAUAUUAUAUAAAAACUUUCAAUGUCCG